Messenger RNA from Linum trigynum, 483 nucleotides. Lineage: Eukaryota; Viridiplantae; Streptophyta; Magnoliopsida; Malpighiales; Linaceae. The record is from the annotation of a GenBank genome assembly.
AUGGUGUGUGAAACAUGUUUUCUACAGUGCUUAGUUUCAGAAAUUGAGCAAGAACAAUGUAUUGAAUAUAAUGAAAAAAAUAUGAAUCAUCAUAGUGGAAGCAAGCCUAAUCGAGAAUAUUUUUAUGAAAUGGGUGGAAAGGAUGGGAUUCCUCCAACCAUAGAUAAAGUGUUUUUUGAUACACAUAAGAGCAAUGGUGAAAUAAAGGAACCAGCCGCAAAAGAGAUACAUACUGGACUUAUUGAAAAAUGUGAAGCUAAUCCAGAGUUGGAGUCGAUGGAAUUGGUAGAGAAGUACUGUGGAGAACAAAGACAUGGACAUAUAAUUGGAUUUGGAGGUGGAUUGAGGCCUAAAGACUUGAACGGUUCAGAUGCAUUAAGCAGGACAGAAUUGGCAAGCAAACUAAGGGAAUCCAAUGGAGAAAAGGCAGACAUGGCAGCUAGGUCUAUUGGUCCGACAACAACUCAAAACGGUCAAUCUUAA